Molecule: messenger RNA, 8000 nt
Organism: Lethenteron reissneri (Far Eastern brook lamprey)
Lineage: Eukaryota; Metazoa; Chordata; Hyperoartia; Petromyzontiformes; Petromyzontidae
Gene: KBTBD2
Product: kelch repeat and BTB domain containing 2
Molecular function (GO): protein binding
Source: RefSeq, a predicted model, not a curated record
CUUCCGGCGCAGCCCCCACCGUUGGCCUGCUCUCCCGGCCGACUCCGCCCGCGGCCGCACGGCUCGAGACGCUCCUCCUGAACCGCGCUCCUAGGAGUGGCAUCCCGCUCGUAGGCGGUGCUCGCUCUCUCCGCGCGAGGACUGGCUGGCCGAAGCAGGUUGCUGCAUCGACGGCGGCGCGCAUUUGUUCCCCGCUUUCCGGUCCCGUCUGCAGCACGAACGAGUACCAUCGCUGUCCACAAAAUUGACCGCCGACUCAACGGGGGACGAAAAUGAUUGCGCGGUGUCACCAGAGAGGUGCGUCGUGGGAGCGCCCCGCUGCCAACGAUGGCACCGCCUGCACGACAACUUUAUGAUAACGUCUCGGGCUUUUCCAAGAAACGCGCAGGCCCCUCUCCGAUGUUCGCCUCCAGAGAAAACAGAUGAAGAAACAGAAGCGCAAACGCUUGUUUAGGUUAGGUCUGACGAGCGCUGUCUUUUGAAAAAUUAACACAUCCACCGCACCUCGCCAAAGAACUGCUCGUAGAAAAAUUUGGGGGGGGGGGGGUGGGGGGGAAAAAAACUGGAUUAUCGUUACCUUUAGUUUAAAAAAAAAAGCAAACGUUUUACGAGUCCUGUGCAAUCUUUGAUUUGAUUGCUCGCAGGGAGAACCUUCUUGCCCAGUUGCAGAGCUUUGUUUCUGACAAGGAGAAAGCUGCGCAUCCUGAGCCGUGCAACCUCCCCCUCUUCCCCUUGCCCCGUUCCCCCAAAGCAACCGGAUCCCAUCGCCUGCCCCGGUCUCUCUACCCUGCCCAACGCGCACCUCCCUUCCUCUUCCUCCCCCUCCUCCUCCUCCCCCCCCCAUCGUCGCCCUCGUCCCACCGCACAAGGCGCCCGGCUUGCCUCCUGUCCCGCCCGAUUGUCCUCUCCUUCAUAUUUUCGGCACCGCUGCGAGUCCGCGUCGGCGACCAUGUCAGAGGGGUGCGGGCGCGAACGGCGCGUGGACGCGGAGUACGCCGUGUGCCUGCUGGAGCAGCUGCGCGGUUUCUACGAGCGCCAGCUGCUCACCGACGUCGUGCUGGUUGCCGAGGGCAACGAGUUCCCGUGCCACCGGACUGUGCUGGCCGCGUGCAGCUCCUACUUCCGGGCCAUGUUCAUGAGCGGGCUGAGUGAGAGCAAGCAGACCCAUGUGAACCUGCACAACGUGGACUCGGCGACGCUGCAGAUCAUCGUGGCUUACGCGUACACGGGCCACCUGGAGAUGAGUGACGGGGUCGCGGAGCAGCUGUUUGAGACGGCCACCUUCCUGCAGGUAGAGGAGGUGGUGUGUCGCUGCCGUGACUACCUGGUGAAGAAGGUGUGCACGGAGAACUGCCUGCACCUGCUCGGCUUUGCAGACAUGUAUGCGUGCGGCGAGCUCAAGACGGCGGCUCGUCGCAUGGUGGAGCACCGCUUCCCGGCGCUGUGCCGGCACGAGCACUUCCUUCAGCUCCAGCCGCAGCUGCUCAUGGAGGUGCUCGGCAGCGACAACCUCAACGUGGAGAAGGAGGAGACGGUGCGGGAAGCGGCCAUGCUGUGGCUGGAGUACAGCCCGUCGUCGCGCUCGCAGUACCUCUCCGCCGUGCUCGGGCACAUCCGCAUCGACGCGCUGUCUGAGGUGACGCAACGCGCCUGGUUCCAGGGCCUCCCGCCCAACGACAAGUCUGUGGUGGUGCAGGGCCUCUACAAGUCCAUGCCACGCUUCUUCAAGCCGCGACUGGGCAUGACCAAGGAGGAGAUGGUGGUGUUUGUGGAGGUGCCGGUUGGGGAUGAGGGCAGCCGCCCGGGAGCCCAGGCGGCCAUCUGCUACAGCCCUCAGGCCGGAAAGGUUUACCGCUUGUGCAGCCCUCCCGGCGAGCUGCGCAAGGUGGGCGUGCUGGUCACGCCGGACAACGACCUCUAUAUUGCCGGGGGCAUGGCGCUCUCGGGCUCCCCGGGCUUCGGGGCGAGUGGCGGCGGCGGCUCGGAGCCUGCGCCGGCCACUCCGCAGCAAGCCCACCCGCACGGCCGCGUGCCAGUGCGCUCCUUCUACUGGUUCGACGCGCAGCAAAACGCCUGGGUGGGCAAGGCGCCCAUGCUGCAGGCGCGGACGCAACCGGCGCUCGUAUACUGCCGUGCGCAGGUGUACGCGCUGGGUGGCGAGGUGGUGGUGGAGCCGGGCCGGCGCUCGGUGGAGCGCUACGACGUGCGGCGCGACGCGUGGUCGCCCGUGUCGCCGGCCCCCUUCCCGUGGCAGUGGUGCGCGGCGGUGGAGUGCCGCGGGCGCGUCUACGCCAUGGCGCACGACCGCACCUUCUGCUACGACCCGGCCGCUGACUCGUGGACGGAGCUGUCGCUGCGCCGCACGAGCCGCUGCUUCGCCUCGGCCGCCGCCCUCGACGGCCGCAUCUACUACAUCGGCGGGCUGCACAUCAGCGGCGGCGGCUGCGGCAUCAGGGUGCCGUCGGGCACUCUCAACGGCUCCUCCAUCUCGGUGGAGGUGUUCGACUCGCAGGCCAACGCGUGGGAGAUGCGCGCCUGCAUCCCCGCGCGCCGCUACUCGGACCCGUGCGUGCGCGCCUUCGCGCUGCUCGGCUCGCUCUGCGUGUUCCUGCGCGAGACGCACCUGGCCGACCGGCCGCGCUACGCCGUCUACCGCUACGACGCGGCGCUCGACCGCUGGGAGCUGCUGCAGCAGGUGUCGGAGCGCGUGCUCUGGGACCUGGGCCGCGACUUCAAGUGCACCGUGGUGAAGCUCUACCCGUCGUGCCUCGCCGAGUCGCCGUGGAAGCCGCCGCCGCCGCCCGCGUCGCUCUCGCCCAUGGUGGAGAUCGACAGCUUCGACGAUAUCGAGGAGGUGGUGCUCAUCCCACCCGACUGACGAGACGAGGCGGAGGGAGGCGGGCGGACACCGAGGAGAGAGGGGCGAGCGGGGGCAGAGAACGCACCCGAGCGGAGAGAGAGAUAGAGACGGAGAGGGAGCGACAGAGGAGUAGGACUGAGGAACGCGACACGGGAAGCGAGGGAAGACGACCGACCUCAAAGACCCUCCUCGGUCAAAUCCUCGGGCUGACCGAAAUUGCAGUUGCGAAUGGAAAAAAAGAGUAAAAUAAAAAAAUACGUGUGCAUCAUUAUGUUGGGGUCAAACGCGGGGUUAGGUGAAAAAGUCGUUUGUCAGCUGUCCGUAUCUCCCGCCCUCCGAGACACAUUCACGGACGACGCUUUGUGCAUGCUGGGCACACGACGUGCGUAAUUAUAUCUUUGAGACGUCGCCGGAGCCCGCUGCUUGCGCCAUGACCACCGCGUGACCUCUGCGUGCGGAGCGCCAGCCCCCCCCCCACCCCCCCACCGACGGCUCGUGUGCAGUAAUGAAGUAAUAGCGAGCCGCUCGCCCGCCCGCUUGCCCAGCCGGCGCCGUGUCCACAGCUCGGCGCUGCGACGCAUCAAUCAGCCUACACGUCGUGUGACUAUGUAAACCGUUCAUUUGUUUUGUAUAUUUAGCCCCUCAUCGGUGCAGUGUGGCUGCUGCUCAUUUUUCGUCGUCUUUUUUUUUUCCACCUGAUCAGUGUUUUCCUGGAUGCACCUUCAUUAUUAGGGUGAACCCCACCCCCCCACCCCCCCUCCUCCCUCCCCUCUCCCCCCCGUGUCGUGUUUUGUAUAUUUGUAUAAUUUCCAGCGGACUGCAUACUAUAGCCUACAGACCCCAGACCCUUCCGAACCCCCCCCCAUCAAACUCUGCCUCUUGACCAUCCUUGACCACCCCUCCCCCUUGCCUCCUCAUCCAUCGCCUCUUUCCUCGUCUGCAGUCUGGAGUUCUUGGUUGGGGUCUGGCGAUUCCCCCCCCCCCCCCCGUUCGUGCGUUAUGCAGCGUCGCGAAACUGGGAGAGCUGCAGACUGCCGACGACUCCGUUCGUGGCUAGGAACCGUUGAGUUCUGCGGCGACCGUUGAUCUUUCUGUGAGCCGCCUGUCGAGCCCUGCCAAUCAAACGUGUUUAUUAGGAAGUCAUUGGCCGGUGAGUUUCCAGCGAUCGCAUGCAUUGCCCACCGCCGCUAGGGAUCUGACGGCCACAUUUGAAUGAUAUAGCCUUGAGAGUCCAUCAGCCUGUCGGUCUGGGUUGGUCCGAAGCUCUUGAGGACCAAUCCCGGCAAACGUAUGUUCUCGCAUCAAACUCUGGAUGGGUCUCUUACUUUCAGAGUCUCAUCAGCAGGACCUUGGGUGUCGGGGUGAGAGCACUGUUCCAGCACUGUUGUUGUACGGUGCAGUGCAUCGAAUUUCGUAAAUAAAUGAGGGGGACAUUUACUUAUUGUUGAUCUCCUGGAGAAGAGGAGUUGAGUACUCAUCUGCCCUGGAACUGGUUGGUGUAUGAAGAUCUGAGCUGGCACUGCACUGCAGCUAGCACCCUGUAGUUUUUUAAACAACAACAACAACAACAAAGGAGUUUGCGUUUAUAGUUUUAAUUCCCACAAUGUCUCACGUGGGCACUGCUACUUUCAACAUUGAGUUCCCCUCGCGUGUUGUUCAAGAGACCAUUGAUGGUCCGUAACCUUCACUUGGCUGGAAACUGGACGAACGAUCGCAGAACUCGGCAGUUCAUCGCCGUAACAGGGAGGCGUUGGCAUCAUUUUGUCAUCGCGAGUCUCGGCCGGGAGAGUGGGGGGGGGUGACGCACGCGCUGCAGACGCGAGAGAGACGCAACGCCCAUCGUGGGUUCACGGCGAUGGCUUGCGCAUGUCCCCCCACUUGCACUGCGGACAAGCGCUCUCCGUGGCGGAGAUGGCGACUUACCCUCGAGUCGGCAUGGCAAAGAGCAAUUUAACCAAGUAACGGCAGCGUGCGGGCGCUCUCCAAUUGGUCGGACGUUAACUCUCAUCGCGAUGUGUUGAAAGCAUUGGCCGCUUCCUUCUGUGCUACUCGACUUCUGGUGUGCUCACUUGAAUGAAGCCCAGCGGUUGUGGGGCCGUUGCUGCCGUGAGUAAUCACUGCAGGCCAGCGCCAUGACAGAGACACUGAAGCUGAUGUCGCAGAGAUCCUGGCUUCGAAUCCGGGUUUCAGCCACCCAUGACUUUUAACUGGGUUCUCAAGAGUAGCGAGUUGAUCAUUUCCGCCCGGUCACCAAUAACUGCAUUAAAAAAAGUCACAUUUGUUCGACUAAAAUCUGGCUCUGGGGAUUGCAUAGGAAAAUGCAUACGUGUAUUAAUAUUAUAUAUGGUAAGGUGGGAGUCUCUUUUUGCAGGAUGGGACCUGGGGUGCAGAAAGAAUAUACGCUAUGGACAAAGUUGUCACGGAUAUUUGCGUUAAGCAUUGAGCAAAAAUGGGACAUAAGUGGUCCAUCGAGGGCUGUUCUGUGGCUCCGAAGUCCUGUUGAAGGGUCUUGAGAAACAAUCUUCGGAGCCAUUCUCUGACACAAAAUUGGUAUGGCUAGAGUUUUUAAUUAGUGACAUAUCAUGACUCUACCGUACUACAAUUGGAAUACAGUGUUGCUGUUAAAAAAAACUAAUAGGAAAUUAUUAUUCUCAGCACUGAUGUUGGUGAAAUGAUGUGGCGAUCGAUUCGGAGCAAAUCCCUUUGGAAGUGGACGUUGAUCGUUUUUCUGUUCAUGAACCGGGCCACGGGAAAAGUGAGCGGGUCGAGUGAGAGAUUGGUCCAGACGAAGCGAUUGUCCUUGCUAAAUUCCUCCCCGCGGCGCCCACGUUAGACCGCACCGCAUGCCUCUUUAUCGGCGCUUCCCUGUGAUUACUGGGUGACGACACUAUUAAAUAUGUUCAAAAUAAAGGAGUGGUGCUUCCGCAGAUUUGUGUGGGCCUGACCGGGGCCAGUGAAUCCAGAGGCAAUCGUGAAGCACGUUGGUGCAGCCAAUCACACUCGAGGAUUUGCGGUUAUCUCACGGCGUCAAUCGGACACGUGUUGGAGAGCUGAACGAUAUGUUUUUUGUUUGUUGGAGAAGUUUUGAGCAACGCGCGAAUGCUGCCGUGCGAUUGGCUGCGUGUUCGUUUUGCCGACGAGCUGCGGGACACCGUGACCUUUACAUUUCAGCGAAGGCUUUUAAUGGCGGGGAGGCAAUGCCAUUGUCGGAAUCGACGCAGAAGUGGGAUUUUUACGGAACGUACAAAUAAUGAAAGUACAAAGCAAAUCGUUUUAUCACCGUUGCUAAUAUUGUUAUCCCAACACUGAUCUUUCCCGGGUGAGAGCAAAGCCUGUCCAUGCAACUUGGGGCCCCACCACCUAUGGGGACGGCCGUUGAAACGCAACGGCGUAACGAUGACGCCGUGUGAAAGUCACCCGUGUUCUGUCGCGAGUGACUGAAUCCUGUUGCGAGUAACCGAAUCCACUCCGGGGACCUGGGAAGACGUUUUGCGAGUGCCGACCGGGAAUUGGGUGGGUGGGUGGGUGAGGGAAGGGUGUCGGGGGCGAAGUUUUUCGAGCGCUCCGUGUCGAUUCUCGACCUCUCGCCGAAGGAGGUGCACGCGAUGGGGCAGGGAAAACGUGCGCCUGCCUCACACCCCGCUUCCAACUCUGUCCCCCCCCACUCCCUCCCUUCCUCUGCAUCCUCGCAAUCUAUGCCUUCCCUCGUUUACCAUGGUGUAACGGUUCUUUUUCUAUGUAAAUGUUUUAUUUUAUCGCCCUCCUUGACGGAGGCAUUUUUGUACGUUGAGCCGUUGUUGGCCAAAGAUUCGUCUCAAGUCCCCUCCGCUCCAGGUUGGCCCUCGAGUCUGAACCGAGGUUUUUUUGUUGUUUUUACAGAGCGCAGCACGUCAGCUGUGGUGACACGGCCACAAUUGGCACGAUAUUGAGGAUGAUGAACAGUUAUUUCCACAAACUUCAAAUUUUUGCCCGCUACACUGCCUGGGCAGAUAUGGCUCCAGGUCAGAAACCCCUUGCAUCAAUGUUGUUGUUACACGGCCAAAAACAGUGCUUGUUGAUGUAAAAGGUGCGUGUUUAAAAUAAAAUAUAAACCUUUGGAAAAGGUUUUCGCAGUGAUUGACCCGAUCACAAUUGGUGUUGUUAAUAUCUUACUGCAUUGGGUGGUACCGACAAGUGUAGUUUCAAAUCCGAGCCCAUGAACUACACAAUGGGUUUGAGGAAAUGAUUAUCGGCAACCCGGACCGGAUUCUUGGGGGGCAAACUGGAGCAGAUUGCACCACGUCCUUCUCUUCCUCUGAGCUUCGUGCUGCAGUCCAGUGCGUCCGGUAGCUCCACCCCUAGUUUUCGACUGUUUACAGGGUUGGACUUGCAUAUUGUUACUGGCAGCUUGGCUGCAUCGCUUCUCUUCGGGUUCUGCCGAGUUGCACAUUCUGGUAAUGUGAUGCUCACACACGUGAACGCGCACACAAUGCACCCUCGCGCGUACACACACACACGUGCACACCGUGUGUCCAGGAAGCUCAAUGCUCUGAACUUGGGUUCUAUAACUUGUUGCCUGUGACUGUGCAACCCCGUCCACAACCAGUGUCCGUCGUAGACGCAGAACCACUCCCACGCCCGGCCAUUUCAAAUCGAGCAAUGAGGGAGUGUGACGAACUCGCGCGGAAAGGUGAACUGGCAGGCUAUACCCAGGAGGCCAAAACAUAACGGAAUUGGCAUUCAAUGGCAUUUAUUCACGGAUUCAUUAAUGCCGCUCUUUUUUUUUUGUUGACUUGCGAAGGAGGGCGAUUGCUCGAGAUGUUCGCUCGGGUGUUGGAUUUUUCCCUGCAAUGCAUCCUCGCGGUUUAGCCUGCAGUUGCCCCUUCGCUCGCGUGGUCUCGUGCACUCCGCGUCCCCCUCGACGAUGUCGCUGUUCGCCCAAGUGGCUUCCUGAUUGGAGUGUCGGUGGACAAAGCCAUCGACCUGAACGUAAAAGGAAUCGCAGCGGUGUGUGGGGCGAGACGCUGAUACGAUUCCGCACGCCUCUCAUUAUUAUCAACACUUGGGUUGUGGAGUUGGGCCCUCUCGGCCUCGGAGGUUCAAAAUUGUUGUUGCUUUGGAAAUGCCGAACCGGUGAAUAAAUUAAACUGCUCUGUGCGAA